AUGUUUAAACGCCCCCCCCAAAAUAAGUGUCGUAAUUUUGAUACUUUGAGGGUACUUUUUCCUGAUGAAUUGAUAAAUUCUGGAGAAUAUUAUUUUAAAGGUGGAUCGCUCAAGAGAUACUGCCCUAAAUCUAGAAGCUGCGAAAACGAUGUCGAUAAAAUUAAUAGUUAUUGCUUAUGGUUAUUUAAUCAAUUAUAUAAUGAUAGUAUAGCUUUUUCGAAUAAUGAAGAUGACAAUAUGUAUAUUGUUACAUACAUUUUGGCGUGGUUAAGUUAUAAGUUAAAUCAAAAAACAGAAAACGGAAUCACUAAAUUAAUGGAUUUUUAUAAUAAUCAUAUGCAAAAUGUCAAGGAGUAUAACACGCCUAUAGAAAAUGAUACGCAAUAUAAAACUUAUAUUGAUCUUAUAAAUAAAAAUAAGGAAUUGAUGAAUAUUGAUAUUAAGCAUAUGUCUAAAUUGUAUGAUGCAUUUAAAAAUUUGUGUAAAAUGUAUAAUGAACUUUCAAAGGUGAAGAAUAAAGGCGCGGAAUAUUUAAAAUAUGUUGAAAAUUUUGCUAAAAAUUAUAAUGAUCUUAUUAAUGAAAAUUUUAAUGAUACAAACGAUAAUUUAUUUAAACAAGUAUUGUAUGUUGCAUUAAACGAUUAUAAUUAUAUAAAAAGUACAUCAAAUGUUGAAUCUAUAAGGAAUAAAUUUCCAGAACUUACAAAUGAAAAAAAAGCAACACACGUUUCUACAAUUUCUAAAGAAUCACAAAUGAAUGACUCCUCGAGUGAAAUACAAGUACCAAGUUCUGGUACUAAAGUAUCAGAAUCUGAAACUGAUGUAUUAACAUUUAAACCUGAAGUAUCAGAAUCCGAAACGACACUAUCAAGUUCAUUGGUAUCAAAUAAAUUAAUUAUAGUUUUAUCGAUAUUAGUUGCAACACCAAUUUUUUUUGGAAUUUCUUAUAAGUAUUCGUUAUUUGGAUUUCGGAAACGAUCUCAAAAACAACACUUAAGAGAAAAGCUAAAAAAAUAA
Plasmodium yoelii is the source of this 1017-nucleotide messenger RNA. Its product is annotated as PIR protein. Lineage: Eukaryota; Apicomplexa; Aconoidasida; Haemosporida; Plasmodiidae. The transcript is spliced from 3 exons. The record is from RefSeq and is a predicted model, not a curated record. The coding region runs from base 1 to 1017 and encodes 338 amino acids.